AUGAACCUCCAACGCGCGGAGCUCUUCAAGGCGGUGAAGGCUUUGAACUGGAAGGGCAACUGCCGAGCCUUGUGGAAAGCCUUGGAUCAUGACCAGAGUGGCAUCACCACCAUCGAGGAGCAGCUCGUCCAACACAAGACCGCAUGUUCGUGUGGCUGGAGCUCUGAGUGGCUGCAGCAUGCUUUUGAGCUUUUGAGUGGCGGAUGCCCGCGUUGUUCCACUUUCUGA
Messenger RNA from Durusdinium trenchii, 228 nucleotides. NCBI's taxonomy places the organism in Eukaryota, Dinophyceae, Suessiales, Symbiodiniaceae. The record is from the annotation of a GenBank genome assembly.